This is a messenger RNA of Colletotrichum karsti, 1479 nucleotides long. RefSeq names its product C6 transcription factor. Lineage: Eukaryota; Fungi; Ascomycota; Sordariomycetes; Glomerellales; Glomerellaceae. The record is from RefSeq and is a predicted model, not a curated record. Gene Ontology annotation, molecular function: DNA binding; zinc ion binding. The transcript is spliced from 2 exons. Gene Ontology annotation, biological process: DNA-templated transcription.
UUGACUCCGACCAACGGCCCUGUCUCGGGUAAUUCGUUCACGGAGGCUCUCCGAGUCACUACAAUUCCUCCAACACAGCCAGUACACAGUCCAUUUCGCGACGCCCAAGAUGAUCUCCUCUCAGCUCUGGGGAAAGCACUCCCCUACGCACCGCUCGAGGACGUCUUAUCCACCUGCAUCGACCUCUACAUGCAGUGGGAGUUCCCUACAGGGCCGGUUAUCUGCGAGCCAAUGCUCCGGCAGGCAGUCCCCGUCGUCGUUCCAAUUCUCCGAGGCGAGACCUCGAUUCCCAGCAUCUCGGUCACCGGUCACUCCACCUCGGACGUGUCCACGUUGCGCGUUUUCGCACUACUGACGGGCAUCUGCGCGUUCGUCUCGUCGAGUCUGCCCACCGCCGUCUUCUCCACCGGAAGUGCCCUGGCAUGGCCUUUUCUGAGGACAUCACGCGAGGCUCUGCGCCUGUAUCAAGAUUACGACGUUGAGCACCCCGAGAGCAGCUCGAUCAUUAUUCGCUAUUUUCACUCCAAUGCUCUCCAUGCGCUCGGCAAGACACGGGUGUCGUGGCAUGUCAUGGGCGAGGCUCUCCGUCUGGUUCAAGAGAUGCGGCUCUACGAUGAGUCGAGUUUUCAAGGUCUUGAGUGGCCCGAAGCACAUCUCCGGAGAAAUGCAUUCUGGCAUCUGUACAUUGGCGACAAGUCUGCGUCGAUUUUGCAGAAAGUUCCGAUUUCGCUUCAUCAGAUGUGCUUGGACACGCCGAUUGAUACUGUGUUCGAUGAGAAUCUGGUCUGCAACCUCAUGAGCUCGAAUUCGAACAUCGACGGGUUCGAGACUCAGCUACGCGUGGGCUUUUAUCUGUGCUUUCGGCUGUGGUACACAGCCUCGGAGAUGCUAAUAGACCUGAAUCUGCUCUCGCGGUUGCAAAACAGAGGCGGCACACUGACAACAGCUCCGGCGACAGACACUUCGAGUUUGAGGACGAGCAUCAUGCAAUCGUAUUUCGAUUUUAUGAGUAUCCUCCAAAACUGUCCUACGUGGAUCAAAGAUCCUUCCUCCGCCGGCGGGGACAACCAAGCCGAUCCCACGGCGCAAUUUCGUAUUCGCUCAUUUGCUACUCAGAGAGCCAACCUCUUUGUCACAUUUCAUGCGUUGCGUCUUGUUCUUCUCUCUAGAUUUACGGAUCGAGGCUUUGCGGAUCUUCUUGGACUGACAAAUGACCCGAUCAUGCUGUCGCUGCGCAAGGUCGAGAUUGCGAGUGAUUUGGUGGCAAUCGUGACCGAAUUACCUUUUGAAGCCCUCCUGGCUAACGGAGAACCAUGUGUUGAGAAACUCCGACAGGUCGGCGUUGCCUUGCUUGAGAUCAUGCACAAUGUGGGCAACGAGGCAAUUUCCAACCGAGCAAAGUCCCUUUUCAGCACCCUUUUGGAUAUUCUCGCCCGACUUAACUCGAGAGUUUCUGACGAACUUAGCAGCGAUCGCUAG